UGUCUCCGUCACUCAGAGGACUUUACAUGGACCCUGACCUUAAAGCAAGUCUGCAUCCUGAAUGUAAUGAUUCACGAUACGGGGACGAGUCCCCACAACGUGGGUAAUUCACAUCCACACACACACAGGAGCACACACGCAGUAACACACCCUCUCACACGGAGCUCCGCCUCCCUGCGCUGCAGUCUGCAGGUUUCUCUUCAGUGUUUCAGAAGCUGUUGCAGCCGACAGGAGCCUGAACUGAUACGGAUCACACCAGGUUCUGCUCCUCAGCCCGGGUUCUUCUGAGGGUCUCCUGUGGGUUCCUGAACAGAGAACAUGACGAGGAGAGAUAUCCAGAGCUGCUGAUCAGGAUGUCACUUAACUGGUCCGCCGUGAGGUCAUCAUUGGCUCCACCCACCAGCACGGUAGCCCCGCCUCCUUCCAACAGCUCUCAGUUUCCCCCUCUCACAGACUGGGAGGUUCCCAGUUUCACCCGGGCUGCUCAGUUCCGUGUUGGAGCCACCUUUGUCCUCUUCCUGUUCGCUGCUUGCAGUAACCUUGCCCUGUUGGCCAGCGUGUGGCGUGGCCGGCGGCUGGCUUCUCACUUGCGGCCGCUGAUGUUGAGCCUGGCAUUGGCCGACCUGAUGAUGACGUUCGUGGUGAUGCCUCUGGACGCAGUGUGGAACGUGACGGUGCAGUGGUACGGAGGAGACGCGCUCUGUAAGCUGCUCUGCUUCCUGAAGCUGUUCGCCAUGCACGCCUCUGCCUUCAUUCUUGUUGUCAUCAGCCUUGACCGCCAGCACGCCAUCCUGCACCCACUGGACGCCCUGACCGCGCACCGCAGGAACCGACGUAUGCUGCUGCUGGCCUGGAGCCUCAGCCUGCUGCUCGCAUCACCACAGCUGUUUAUCUUCCGGGCAAUCAGGGUGGAGGGCGUCGACUUCACUCAGUGCGCGACUCACGGCAGCUUCAGCCGCCGCUGGCAGGAAACCUCCUACAACAUGUUCCACUUCACCACACUUUACGUCGUCCCCCUGCUGGUGAUGAGCUGCUGCUACAGCCGCAUCCUGCUGCACAUCCACCUACAGCACCUGAGAAACAAAGCAGGUGAGUCGUACCUGCGUCGCAGUGGCACCGACAUUAUCCCGAAGGCUCGGAUGAAGACUCUGAAGAUGACAGUGGUCAUCGUGCUGUCCUUCGUGGUGUGCUGGACUCCGUACUACCUGCUAGGGAUCUGGUACUGGUUCCAGCCAGACAUGCUGCACGUCACACCUGAGUACGUCCAUCACGCCCUCUUCGUGUUCGGGAACCUGAACACCUGCUGCGACCCUGUCAUCUACGGCUUCUACACGCCGUCCUUCAGGGCCGACCUCGCCGCCUGCUGCCGCAGGACGAGGAGCAACGCCUCGCCGCGAUCGCUGGACCGCCUAUCUGCCAGAGAGGGUCCUCACAGCGGCGAGCACGAGUCGGACCCCGCCAACAACAAACAGGCUGCAGGAGACCAACACUGACCAAUCAGAGGACAGGAGUUUGAUGUUGUCACAUUCUGUACCUGUGAACGAGUGUGAAAACCUGAGCUGGACCGGCAGGUGGAUCAGGAUCACUUCCUGCAGCUCCAACAGGACAGAAAUAUCUGGUUCGUCUGUUCAGAGCAAAUGUUUUCAUGUUGAACCGAUUUAGUAAAAUUCUGUUUUAGAUGUGAAAAGUUUUCUGUUUCUUCACUGAAGAUGAGUCGAGUCUCGCAGGAAGAAAUCUGCAGAGCUUUUAUUGAUCCAAUGAUUCUGUUCUCUGGUUCUGUUCCCAGGUUUCCUUUGAGGUGAUGUUUUGGUUUGUUCUGAAGGUUCCCACAGAUUCAGAGAAGCUUUGAUGCCACGUUAAUAAUCACAGUUUAAUUUCAUCACAUUAUGAAUGUAUCCAGCACAAACAGGAAGUUCUUCAUGUCAGUUAUUGAUCCUUUAAUAAAAUCUGAGUCUGCUAAUGUUUCUGAUAA
This is a messenger RNA of Micropterus salmoides (largemouth bass), 1972 nucleotides long. RefSeq names its product gonadotropin-releasing hormone II receptor-like. The record is from RefSeq and is a predicted model, not a curated record. The coding region runs from base 354 to 1493 and encodes 379 amino acids. The transcript has 4 exons. Gene Ontology annotation, cellular component: membrane. Lineage: Eukaryota; Metazoa; Chordata; Actinopteri; Centrarchiformes; Centrarchidae. Gene Ontology annotation, biological process: G protein-coupled receptor signaling pathway. Gene Ontology annotation, molecular function: gonadotropin-releasing hormone receptor activity; peptide binding.